UAUACGAUACAGAAGCAGAUGUCUGACGACUAAACAAACAAUCGCGAUAUUGGUUUGUUAUAUAUCACCUAUCCAUCACGAUGUUGUGUUUCUGAUAAGCGUGGCUGAUUUCAGUCUUCAGUGAAUAUGACCGUGUCGCUGUGGUCUGUGUGGAGUGUCCAGGGUAAUGCAUCUGUUUUUAUAAACCUGUCAAAAUGCAUGUCACGUCCGCAAGGUCACGCACGCAGACGCGAGGCCGAGCGCGCUCAAAUCAAGUUUGCUUUUCGCACAUUCAUUUGAACAUCAGUGACCGCAGCAUGAGCAUGAGCAGGUGCAGGAGCCGUCUCAGUCCAGAGCGGACUAGCAUGGCCAUGACGGGAGGCAUGGCAGCGCCGCUCCCGAUGAGUAACCACACACGUGAGAGAGUCACGGUGGCCAAACUCACGCUGGAGCACUUCUACAGCACCCUGCUCACCCAGCACGAGGAGCGGGAGAUGAGGCAGAAGAAGCUGGAGAUGGUGAUGGAUGAGGAGGGUUUACCUGAUGAAGAGAAGAGUAUGAGGCGCUCUCUGCACGCUCGUAAGGAGACCGAGUUUCUGCGGCUCAAGAGGACCCGCCUUGGUCUCGAUGACUUUGAGUCCCUCAAAGUGAUCGGGAGAGGAGCAUUUGGAGAGGUCCGCCUGGUUCAGAAAAAGGACACGGGUCACAUUUAUGCCAUGAAGAUCCUCAGGAAAUCAGACAUGUUAGAGAAAGAACAGGUGGCUCAUAUCCGGGCCGAGAGAGAUAUCCUGGUGGAGGCUGAUGGCGCCUGGGUAGUGAAGAUGUUCUACAGCUUUCAAGAUAAACGCAAUCUGUAUCUCAUCAUGGAGUUUCUGCCUGGAGGAGAUAUGAUGACUCUGCUGAUGAAGAAAGACACGCUGUCGGAAGAAGCUACGCAGUUCUAUAUUGCAGAGACGGUCCUGGCCAUUGACUCCAUUCACCAGCUGGGCUUCAUUCACAGAGAUAUCAAACCUGACAACCUGCUGCUCGACUCACGGGGCCAUGUCAAACUGUCUGACUUUGGCCUCUGCACAGGCUUGAAGAAAGCCCAUCGGACUGAAUUUUACAGGAACCUCACACAUAACCCUCCCAGUGACUUCUCCUUCCAAAACAUGAAUUCAAAACGGAAAGCAGAAACAUGGAAGAAGAACCGAAGACAGCUGGCAUAUUCAACCGUCGGGACGCCAGACUAUAUCGCCCCUGAGGUAUUCAUACAGACGGGCUACAACAAGCUGUGUGACUGGUGGUCUCUUGGAGUGAUAAUGUACGAGAUGUUGAUAGGCUACCCACCCUUCUGUUCCGAGACGCCACAGGAAACCUACAGGAAGGUCAUGAACUGGCGAGAAACGUUAACUUUCCCCCCUGAAGUCCCCAUUUCAGAGAGAGCAAAGGACUUGAUCCUUAGGUAUUGCACAGAUGCAGAAAACAGGAUUGGAUCGGGAAGUGUAGAUGAAAUCAAAUCUCACCAGUUCUUUGAGUCUGUAGACUGGGAGCAUAUCAGAGAGAGACCUGCUGCUAUUUCCAUUGACAUCAAGAGCAUCGAUGAUACGUCCAACUUUGAUGACUUUCCAGAGUCAGACAUCCUGCAGCCAGUGACAAAUGUAACAGAACCAGACUUCAAGUCCAAGGACUGGGUUUUCCUUAACUACACCUACAAACGCUUUGAGGGAUUGACACAGCGUGGCACCAUCCCCACUUACAUGAAGGCGGGCAAGGCGUGAAACUGGCACUGAUGGUCUGGAAGAGAAGGAUUAGAAUGUAAAUGACAAUUCAAAUGCAGAUGAAAAGCUUAUGCACUGCCGCUUUGAGCUACACAGUAGACCUGUUCUCAGAGGAGUCCCUGGUGACGAUAAAAAAGGAAAAUGGAAAAAAAGCAUAAUUAUAUGGCCAAACAUAUGGAAAGACUCUCUUGUCCUGCUGCUUAGCUAAAAGGAGACACAAAUGUUGUCCAAAUGCUCUUCAACACUGGAUCAAACAGGGUCACAGAUUUAAAAAAAAAAAAGGAAGCAGAUACAUCACUGAAGCCUUACGUUCA
Sinocyclocheilus grahami is the source of this 2053-nucleotide messenger RNA. RefSeq names its product serine/threonine kinase 38 like (gene stk38l). Gene Ontology annotation, molecular function: ATP binding; protein serine/threonine kinase activity. The record is from RefSeq and is a predicted model, not a curated record. Lineage: Eukaryota; Metazoa; Chordata; Actinopteri; Cypriniformes; Cyprinidae. Bases 195 to 1739 code for a protein of 514 amino acids. Gene Ontology annotation, biological process: protein phosphorylation. The transcript is spliced from 14 exons.